This is a messenger RNA of Linum trigynum, 627 nucleotides long. The record is from the annotation of a GenBank genome assembly. NCBI's taxonomy places the organism in Eukaryota, Viridiplantae, Streptophyta, Magnoliopsida, Malpighiales, Linaceae.
CACAUCGACCACAAAAUACAAAGUAGGAGAUCAGCUCCAACUCGUUCUCCUCCUCAUCACCGUCGUCUUCCCCAAUGAAACAUCAGCAGCAGCUGCAAGAUCAUCACAAUGAUGGGGACUCGCCGAAUUCCCCUACUUCCACCAGCAAGAAGACAAAGUGCAUAUGGGACUGCAGCAGCAAGCACCCGGUGUACUGGGGAUUCCAAAUGUGGAGCUUGGGGAAAUGGGUACCCGAAAUCAGGGAGUUGCGCAAGAAAUCGAGAAUCUGGUUGGGUGCUUUCCCGGCCACUGAAAUGGUCGCGCGCGCCCAUGAUGUGGCGACACUCUACCUCAAGGGGAGAUCUGCAAUUCUCAAUUUCCCCGACUUGGUCAGCUCCCUGCAACGGCCAGCCUCUGUCGCGCCGCGGGACGUCCAGGCGGCGACAGCCUAGGCCGCCCUGACGGAUCAAUUCGAUAAGAAGUGGAUGGCGGACGAUGAUUCCGGCAGCGCCUUCGCUAUCUUCGAUGGAGGAAGAUGAUAAAGCACCAGGGGGUUAUUUGUUUGAUCAGAAUACGCAGCUCAGAACUCUUCAACGAAGGAUAAAAUAGAUUGGUAGAAUUUUGCCACAAUCAAGGUGAUUACUUGAU